CACGUCACGUGACUUCCGGUAGCCUCGCAUCUGCGCAACGAUGGCGGCGAUGCGUUUCAGCGGCGGAUUCGGUCGAGGCGCCUCUCGGCAUUUUUCAACCCGUGCUCGGCACUGCGGAGGCUCGCGUGUGUUGAACGUGCGCUGACGGGAAAGCGGGGGCCAGGUGAGUCGCGGGGGGGGGGGGCGUCAGUCAGGGCUCCGAGCCCGAACCACCACCCCCCCCACCCCCCUUAUUACCCCCCUCCCACCCCCACGAGAGUGGAGCUAAAGCGGAGGAGGAGCAGCGCGCCGCCUCACUCGACAGCUCGAGCCCCGGCGGAGAGGAGCUGCACUCCGGCUUACGGCCCGCCUUUUUUUAAUUUAUUUUUUUGGGUCCAAUUCCCUCCCGCACUAACGCGAGCAAAGCAGAGGAAGAGGAGGAUAAUUGCGUUUCUGGCGGCUGCCCCGUGGGAUCAUGGGAUAUCGGACCUCAUCAGUCACCUGCGAGCCUUUGCACUCAGCAUAGACGUACGAUGGACCCGGCAGAAGUCCAGACAGACCACGCCCGCCGCGUGACGUCACGUGACAUCGGCGGCGGCCCGACGCCGAACCCCUGCGAGGACGCCCAUCAGGUGGCGACGAUGCAGAAAAGAAGCAAGGCCAAAGGGAAGCUCGUGCGCAGCGCGGCCGUGUGCGACGACGAAUACGCCGAGGAAGAAGAAGACGUUCAGACGCCGCCGGACGCUUCCUGUCAGGAGGAGGAGGCGGCGGCGGAGAAGGCGAGCGCGCUUUCCGAAGAGAGCGGCGGCGACGGCGCGUCGUACCGCGACUCGACGGGCGUGGACCUCCAGCGCUUCAUCGUGGACACGCUGAACAGCAACCCCCGAGACCGCAUGAUGAUGCUGAAACUGGAGCAGGACAUGAUCGCCUUCAUCACGGGGGACAGCGCCUUCAAGAAGUUCCCGCACAUGUCGUCGUACCACCGCAUGCUGGUGCACCGCGUGGCCGCCUUCUUCGGCAUGGAGCACAACGUGGACCAGACGGGGAAGUCGGUCAUCAUCAACCGCACCAGCAGCACCCGCAUACCCGAGCAGCGUUUCCUGGAUCGGAUUCAGGAGGACAAGGCCUCGGAGGUCCAACACUGGAAGACGAUUUUGAAGUGCGACCGCGGCGCCGACGAACAGACACGGCGCUCCGCUUGUCGCGACAGGCAAAACAAGUCGAUGGAGGAGCGAGAGGACGAGUAUCAAAGAGCGCGCGAGAGGAUUUUCGGCCAGGAGCAGCCUCUCUGCACACGGGAGGGCGGCCACGUUGAGGGCAGGCCCGCCGAGGAGUGCAACCCGUACGCCGAAACCCAGAGGAGGAGGCAGCUCUUCAGGGGGAGCCGCGACAGCUCGGGGUCCAGCUGGACGGGCAGCAGCCGGCACAGCAGCACCGAGACAGACUGUCGCUACGGCAACGAGCCCCGGCCGUGGAGCAGCACCGACUCGGACUCGUCCGCGUACCGGCGGACCGCCGAGCCCCGCCCCCCGCGGGCCGCCGAUCCCGACCGGGAGCCCCGCGGCGCAGCAGGCUCCGUCUCACUCUUCAGGCUCCCCUGCGAGCCCCCCGCCUCGGCCGAGCCCGCCCACGUCCUGGAGAACGGCAUCCCGCCGGGAAGCAUCCUGGUCAACCCGCACACCGGGCAGCCUUUCCUGAACCCCGACGGGAGUCCCGUGGUGUACAACCCGCCCUGCGCCCAGCAGCCAAUCAGGAGCCAGGUGCAGGAAGCGCCGGCGCAGCAGGUGUACUCGUCCGUGGUGUACGCGGCCCCGCAGAUGCUGCCGGUGACCCCCCCGCAGCCGUUCCCCGCUGUCGAAGACCUGCCGCAGCAGUUCGCCCGCGUGGCCGUCAGCUGUCAAUCGGCGGGGGAAGCCACGCCCCUUUACCCCGCCGCGCAAGGCUUCGGGUUCGCGGCUCCGCCCCCCGCCGCCCCCCCCCAAGCGCCGUACCCCCACGGCUUCUGCCAGCCCUCAGCGCAGGUGCCUUCGUUCUACUACAGCCACUAUCCUACCUCAACGCAACAGUCGGCGAAGGUGGCCUCCCCCGGCUGCGCCGCAGCGCCAGGUUACGUCCCCGUGGCGGGCGUCCCGCAGCAGCAGUCGUACGCGACCGCGACGCCGCACCACUGUAGCGUGCUUCAGGGUGCCGUGACCGUCUACCAACCCGGUAAACUGGGCGAGGCGGGAUACUGCUGCGUGGUGGCCCCGCCCCCGCCCCCCCACUGCGGGCCCACCUGGACCGCUUAACACGCAUCUCUCGCGCGCGCACAAACAUUUAAGGCAUGUUGACACGAAGCACUCACACAUGAACGCAACGUACCAAAGCUGAAUUGUACAUCGAUACAUUUUGAUAUAUUCACCACAAAGCUGCUGUAUUGAAUGCAUAAUUUAUACUAUACGCAAAAAAAAUUGACUUUUAUAUUACAUAUAUAUAUAUAGUGAUUGAUUUAUGCCGCAAAAUGCACUGUGUGAAAACUGUGAAUAUAUUCAAUAAACGCACGUGGCGAGCUCACGUUUUACCGAUCCACAUCAGUGUCUUGAGUGUUCUUUAGCGCCACCACAUGAAGCCCACUUACAUUACAAGCAAUGAUUUUAAAAAAAAAAUAUAUAUAUAUAUAUAUUGUCCAGUUCCAUUAAUUUCAAUUUGGACCACUAGCGCCCCCUGUUGCCGAUAGACUUGCCACCUCAUUUUCCGUGCAGCAGAGGGCGCCGAUGCUACAUUUUGUAUCUUAAUCAUGCCAUAAAAAGACUAGCUGGGAAUUUAUGAUGUCAUAAAUUGGCUAUUUUUGAAUGAGAGAUGGCAAAAAGAGACAUAAAAAUCAUGACCCAAAAAUUAAUCAUUAAAAAGUGCUUGGAAUUAAAAAAAAUUGCCCUAAAAAGUUCAGGAUGACAAAAAAAGCCCAAAACAUUUCAUAAGUAGCCAUAUGAUGGCAAUAAAAAGAAAGUUUUAGGAGCACAAGAAUGAUGUGCAGAAUUUAGCCAUACCAUAUAUUACAUCAUUAAUCAAAAAAGUUCUCAUUACCCACCCACCAAGAAAAAAACAUACUGACGAUAAAAAAAAGUUAUGCUUGAAAAGGUUCUGAAGGAAAAAAUAUGUAAUCGUUCCCUACGAGCCACAAAGACUUCAUUCAUGGUACAAACAAUCGCAAAUGUUAAAGCCCAAAAUACAAAAAUAUUCAUAAAGGGGCCCACGAUUCAAUUUUUACGCCGACAUCAACCUUUUAAUGAUGUGUACUUACGUGGCCUUUCGUCCCGAACUCCCUGCGAUAAUUUCAUUUUUCAAGCGGCGCCGAGUCCCGUUUCAAGCCAAUGGCCGGGCUUUAAAAAUGAAAUUUGGAUUUCAUAACGCCGCCGCAUCAUCUUCAAUAAUUCACGCGCUCGCGAUUGUUGUCCUGCGUGACUUUCACACCAGCGAGCAGGUUGAUGAACUUUAAUAAGAAGAAGAAGAAGAAGAAGAAAAGGCACAUGUACAGCCAAAGUGAGAUGAGAGAGUCCACACGGACGAAGCUGCUGCUUCUCUUGCUUUUGUUUUGUUUUCUUUUGUUCCCCCCCCCCCAAAAAAAAAAAACUAAAAAUAAAAUACAGCAGAGGUCAGCAGGAGGGAGGGGGGCAUCUUCCAUCUGCUUCGCCAGUAGAUUCCAUUUAUGUAACAUCUGCUCGUUCAAGUAAGUCCAAAAGUCCUUCAGGUGGACGACCCCCCCCCCGUGUGACUCCCCCCCCACGCCCCCUCCUUACGCUAAAGAGGUCACAAAACGGUUGUUCAAUACAGUAUCAUUGGGGGACUCUCCCCCCCCCCCCCCCGCAUUUCUUGAACCGCGUUCUAACCCCGACAGUUUUUUUUUUUAAUUAGUGAUGAAAAAAUAUCAAAAAAAGAUUUUGAAAAAAGCCAGCAUCCUCACUCGUGUUCAAAUACUUUUAAAGCACUAUUACGCCGCAGAAUUUUUAUACCUUUUUUUUUUUUCUUUCUUUACACUAAUUCAUUUUUUAAAACAAAAAGGAUUUCUAGGAAAAUUUGUGACGAGUAAAAGAAAUAAACGGCUUCUGAAAGUUUUGGAACUAUUUUGAAAAUGUUGCUUAUCCAAUAAACAAAAUUGACUAAAGAUGCCACAACUUCUUAAAAGGAUUUUAAAAGAAUAAAUGGGACUACCUCAUAUAUAUAUAUAUAUAUAUAAAUAUAGAAUCACUUAAACAUCACUAUUUUUUUCCAAAUUUUAAAUUUUUAAAUCCAGAUGUGUGAUAUCAAAAUGAGAAAUCAGGUGCAACAAAGCAAAGAAUCAAAUUUUUUUUUUAAAUCAUCUAAUUUCAUGCACGCAGACAAAAUGUACUAAUUAGACUUCUUUUUUUUUUUUUUAAAUUAACUGGAAACAUUAUUUUGACAAACAUUUGAAUAUGAAAAUGGCGGUGACAUGCUUUCAAUUUUGAGGAUGCAUAUCACGCUUUGAUAAUGCUUUAGAAUAUUUAUUUUAGCCUGAAAUAAAGUCAACAAGUCUACAUUAAAUAUUUUUUAAAACAUGCUCAUAUGCAAGCGUUUAAUUUUUUAUUUUUUUUUUCCCCUCGACGGGCGAGAAGCCGCUUGGUCGUUAUUACAAACUCACUUUAGCCAUACAAAAUGUAAAAAAACGCAUUAAAUAUUCUAAAAAUGAUGGUCUGUUUUUUUAAAGGUUUAAAAUUUGACCAACUGGCAUUUCAUUCCUUUAAACGCCCCCCCCCCGACAAAAAAAAGACAAAAACGAUAACACACUAUAGUUGGGGAAAGUAAAUAUGAAUACGCGUCUAUUUUUCAGGAGCAGCGGGAAAAACGGUUUGAUCCAAAAUCAUUUCAACUUUCUGCGGGUUAUUUGUCUCUUCGCCACAAAAACGUACUCGAUGCGCUUUUAAAAUAUUUUCAUAAGCUACUAUUUUGAAUUGUUUUGCGAAUGCACGAAAAAAAAUAAAAGUAAAAAAAAGUGAAAAACAACGGUUGCAACUUUUGAACGGGUGAGGAUGCUGCCCCUUUUUUCUUGGAUUUAUUAAUUUUUUACACUAUUUUGAUGAGUAUUUAUUAAUGACGUACGGUGGGGAAAAAAUGUCUUUUGCUGACGCGAGUUAAACAUGAAGUCGACGCAAACAAACACGCAGGAAAUAUGAGGGGCCUUCAAAGCAACGUCACGUAUUAACUGUUAGGAAAAAAAAUGGUUACCUAUCAAUAAAAAUGGCGGGGGCGGAGUCACAGACGCACACGCACGCGCAGUCGCUGUGGUCAACGCGUGUGCUACUUUGGGCUCUCGCGUGCGCGGGGGUCCGACCCCAAAAAAACCCAAAACCCAAAAAGGAUUAGUCGAGGAUGCGCGCGCGAUAGGAGGUAUCAGUGGUCGAGUGGCGUCUACCGUUGCCUUGCCGAUCGCUCGUCUUAGCCGCCGCGGGGGGGGGG
Messenger RNA from Syngnathoides biaculeatus (alligator pipefish), 5430 nucleotides. It is a transcript of the gene arpp21, whose product is annotated as cAMP-regulated phosphoprotein, 21. The transcript is spliced from 20 exons. The coding region runs from base 513 to 2267 and encodes 584 amino acids. Gene Ontology annotation, cellular component: cytoplasm. Lineage: Eukaryota; Metazoa; Chordata; Actinopteri; Syngnathiformes; Syngnathidae. Gene Ontology annotation, molecular function: nucleic acid binding. The record is from RefSeq and is a predicted model, not a curated record.